CAUUUAUGAUGUGGAAUUAGACCUGGGCGGUAUAACGCUAAUGGAACAUCGGGCAUCCUGCAGUAGGUCCAUGGAUGAUCUGCUCCCCGCACAUGGUGUGCUUUGCUAGCUGGUUGAUGCUGUUUUAUCCACCCCAGAAUAACGCUCAAGCCCAUGAAAGCAAGACUCAAGACUUUUGGUCCCAGAGUGAAGAAGUGCACCAGAUGUCAAGUGCCCUCAGAUCUAAGAUGGAGCGGCAGUGGCUCUGCCUCUGCAUCUGGCUACAUACCACAGGUUACCUCACCGAUUCCAGUUUAUUUCAGACUCCACCAUGUAUUAUAGCCCUGAACAGCAAUACCACAGAAAUUGCCUGUGUAAUAAAAAGUGAGGAGCUUUCUAAUCAGGGCAUUUACUGGUACCGCUGGAGCAAGGGGACCAAAACUUUCCAGUUUAUAGCAUUUGCGACAAUGAUGAACAGGUACACUUAUGGCAAUGGCUUUAAGGACGACAGAUUUUGUAUAAGCAAGGACAGCUUCCGAAAAUCCCUUUCCCUGAAGAUUCUCCGGCUUCAGCCAUCAGACAAUGGCACCUAUUACUGUGCUGUGUCCCAUUCUUCAAUGCUCAUCCUCGGCAAUGGGACAGAGCUGAGUGUGGUCGACUCUUUGCCUCCUGCCAAGAAAGCUAAAGAGGAAGAGUUAUACCCAAAGAAGACUUCAAAUUGCAGAAACAUGCAUAGGUCGUCUAGAAACAAGAAAGGUGCUUCCUGCAGCAGCUUCAUCUGGGCCCCCCUGCUGACGUGUGCUGUUCUUCUACUGCUGGCCCUGGCUGUCGUCAUCCACCGCUUUCAGCGCCUGCGCCGGAGGCUGAGGCUUCACUUCAGGAAGCAGGUUCUUAAAUGAGACUAAUGCCUGGAGAACACUUCUGU
This is a messenger RNA of Alligator sinensis (Chinese alligator), 904 nucleotides long. RefSeq names its product CD8b molecule (gene CD8B). The transcript is spliced from 8 exons. Gene Ontology annotation, cellular component: cell surface. The record is from RefSeq and is a predicted model, not a curated record. Bases 75 to 878 code for a protein of 267 amino acids. Gene Ontology annotation, molecular function: coreceptor activity; MHC class I protein binding. Lineage: Eukaryota; Metazoa; Chordata; Crocodylia; Alligatoridae. Gene Ontology annotation, biological process: regulation of immune response.